AUGUCCGACACCAAGAGCUCGGUCGAGGCCAUGCGCCCCAUCGAGUUUGUCGACAGAGCCGACUCGACAGGCAGUUAUUUCUCCGACAAAGAGGAUGCUGUCAGCCAAUCGUCUCACGAAAAACCGACUCCAGAGGAGCUGCUCACCCUCCGCCGCGUAGCAUCCAAGAUCCCGCUCGACAUCUACUCCAUAGCCUUCAUCCAGCUUUGUGAACGCUUCUCCUGGUUCGGAACCGUCAUCCUCUAUACCAACUUCAUCCAGAUGCCCCUGCCCAAGGGCUCCGUCACAGGCGCGCCCCUCACGCGGGACGGCCAACCAGGCGUCCUGGGCAUGGGCCAGCAGGCGUCGACCUCCAUCACUUUCUCCAACAUAGCUGUCGGCGCCUGCAUGCCCCUCCUCGGCGCCUACAUCGCAGACCAGCACCUCGGCCGAUACAAUACCAUAUGCGCGGCGCUGCUGAUCGCCAUCCUGGGCCACCUGAUACUCGUCGUGGCCGCCUCCCCGCCUGUGUUGGCUCAGGGACCUUCGCACGCGCUCGCUGCCCUCAUCGUCGGUAUGCUCACCGUCAAUUUCGCCGCCGGAGGUUUCAUGCCAAACAUCAGCCCCAUGAUCGCCGAGCAGAUCGACACAGAAAAGGGUCCUCGAGUCGUCGUCCUACCCAAGACGGGCGAGCGUGUCAUCGAGGAUCCCGGCGUGACCAUCAGCCGCGUCUAUAAUUGGUUCUACCUUUUUAUCAACAUCGGCGCCCUGGUGGGUCAGAUAACCAUGGUGUACGCCGAAGCCUACGUAGGUUUCUGGCUGGCAUUCCUGCUGCCGGCCAUCAUACUCUGCCUCUGCCCUUCCAUCAUGUGGUGGGGCCGCAAGCGCUUCAAGACCAGAAAGCCUGCAGGCAGCGCCUUGGGCAAGGCCCUAAAGACUUUUCUGUUGGCCAACAAGGGGAGAUGGCAUGUGCUGCCAUGGGUGACUUAUCAGAGGCUCAACGACGGGACCUUUUGGGAAAACGUCAAGCCGAGCAACUUUGCGCCUGGGACGAAGCCCAAGUGGAUGACCUUUGAUGAUGCCUGGGUUGAUGAGCUCCGCCGCGGAUUCGCCGCCUGCCAAGUGUUCCUUUGGUUUCCAAUUUACUGGCUGUGCUUUGGUCAGAUCAACAACAACCUGAUCUCACAGGCCGCUACCAUGAGGCUCGAUAACGUACCGAACGACCUGCUGACAAACCUGGCCCCCAUAUCUCUGAUCGUAUUGAUUCCCAUCUUUGACUUUAUCAUCUACCCCUUCCUCCGCAAGCACAAGAUCAACUUUACGCCCCUCAAGAAGAUCACGGCCGGUUUCCUGAUGGGCGGCGCGGCCAUGGCCUGGGCGGCCGUGGUACAGAGCCGCAUCUACAGCCUUUCCGAGUGCGGCGCCAUGGCAUCCGGCAUGACUGCUACCGGCGGCAAGUGCCCACCCGCCAACCUGUCGGUGUGGGCGCAGACGGGCUCGUUCGUGCUGGUCGCGCUGUCCGAGGUCUUGGCAUCCAUCACGUCGCUCGAGUACGCAUUUAGCAAGGCGCCCAAGAACAUGCGGUCCACGGUCCAGGCCAUCUCCGUGUUCAUGGCGGCCUUCAGCAGCGCCCUGGCCGUGGCCUUUGUUCCGCUGAGCACCGACCCAUUUCUGGUCUGGAACUACGGUACCAUGGCCGUCAUCGCCUUGGUUGGAGCCACCUUGUUCUGGUGGGCAUUUAGGGACCUGGACAGCAAGGAGGACGAGAUGAAUGAGCUGCCUGAGGGCAAGUUGUAUGCCGAUAGUGAUGAAGAGCUGUAG
Molecule: messenger RNA, 1800 nt
Organism: Pyricularia pennisetigena
Lineage: Eukaryota; Fungi; Ascomycota; Sordariomycetes; Magnaporthales; Pyriculariaceae
Exons: 3
Coding region: 1-1800 (599 amino acids)
Biological process (GO): oligopeptide transport; transmembrane transport
Cellular component (GO): membrane
Molecular function (GO): dipeptide transmembrane transporter activity
Source: RefSeq, a predicted model, not a curated record